CUUUACCUUACAAAAAAAUGUCAACAAACUUUGACAGAUAGUUGACAGCUGUUAAUUUGAAGAAAAAGGCUUUCUGGACAGUGACAACACGUUUAAGUAGUACAGGCUAAUGCUGCUUUACCAAUGUGGUAUGCUAUGGAGAAUGAACAGAAUAUGUAUGCUUUAUCAGAGCGUCUGAUUCGAGCUAUUAGUAAUUGGCAUUUAUGUGUUCCCUCUGUAGACGACAUAGAAGAUCUUAUUGAUGCAGGGGCAGAUGUUAACAGACUGCAUGGUACUUUGUUACCCCUCCAUUGUGCCUGUAUGGUCAGCGACAAUGAAACUCUCAAGUUAUUGUUGGACAAAGGUGCUAGGGUUAAUGAUGCUGAUGGUUAUGGGAGAACAGCUUUACACUAUGCUGCUGAGCGAGAUUCUGUUUGUACAGAAAUGUUAAUAGAACAUGGAGCCAACGUAAAUGCUGGAGAUGCUAAUUCAAACACAGCUUUACACUGGGCAGCAUUCAAGAGCAACGAACCAUGUGUUAUAUUGUUAUUAAAGAAUGGGGCCAAUGUUGACGCCCAUGAUUUCAAUGAUGACACACCUCUCAGUUGGGCAGCUAGAAAAGGCAGUGUAUCUAUAAUAAAACUACUUUUAGAUUACAAUGCUUGUGUCAAUUGUAAAAAUCUUCGUGGACUUACAGCAUUACAUAGGAUAGCAUCAGUAUUAGCUAGUGGACUCAACACAGAUGCGGACAGUGACUGCAUGGAGUUAUUGCUGAGAGCUGUUGGUCAGUUUGACUUUCGAAAUGAGAAUUCAGAACUUCCGGCUGAUUUAGCUAGAGACAAUAAGUUAUGCGAAACACUGUUACCACUCUCACAGAAUGUUCGACCAUUGGAAAAUCUAUGUCGUUUUACUAUUAGGAAAUUUUUAGGCCAAAGAUACUUGCCAAACGUUGUACCAAAGUUACCUCUUCCUAGAUCUAUUCAAGAGUUAGUCUUGUUAAAAAAAUGAAUUUUAAAUAGUAUAUAUAUUUGCAUUAUGGAACAGUACACACUAGUAACAUGUACUACAUUGUAUGGAUUCAUUUAUUUCGUAGGUACCAAUUUUGUGAACUAAGAAACACUUGUACAUGUAUUUUCAUUAAUAAUCAAUUUUAUUGUUUUGAUAAAAUUUGUAUUCACAAGCCCAUAGGCAUAGAAAAUUUUAACUUUAUCAAAUUUUUCAAAGAAAUUUACAGUUCAUCUGUACCAAAACAUUUAACAAAAAUUGGUUUCUCACAAAAAUAAAAAUGAAUCCACAUGAAGUCUAGAAAAUUCUUCUUAUUGGUAAUCUUUCAUGAUAUAUACAUGUAUUUACUGCUGAAAAGGGCUAGUUCACUCUUUAAUAUCAGGGCUGUGUAUUUCAAUAGGUAAUAUUUGAAAGUAUUUACAAAUGGUAAUUAUCUUUUAUCAUCAAAGAUGCCCUUUAUUAUACCAUUAUAUAUAAUUAGCAUGAUUAGGAUCAAAUGAGUCAAAAAAGUUAUAAAUGAUCACAUCCACAUUUUAACCUAUUCUUUGUAUCAAACUGGGUAAAAAAAAAUAUAAUUGUUGGGAUGGUUUUUUUUUACUUAAAAAGUCACAUAAAUUGUCAUAGUUGGUAUGUGUUUCACUCAUGUCAGUGAUUAUCUAACAAACUUAACAACAGGAAAAAUGCAUUCAUAAAAUCACCCUAUUUCACAGAAGUUCAGUUCACAGAACACUAGCAAGCAGGGGCAGAUCCAGUCAUUUUAAAAAGGGGGAUUCCAACUAAUGUACAUGUCCCCAUUCAACAUCUUCAAAUGCAUUUUAAUGAUCAUCCAAAAAAAGGGGGGGUUCCAACCACAGGAACACCCCACUCCCCCUGGAUCCAUGCCUGUGCAAGAGUGUUUUGGAUUCAAGCGUCACCGAUGAGUCUUUUGUAGACGAAACAUGCAUCUGGCAUAUAUACAAAAUGUAGUCCUGGUAUCUAUGAUGAGUUUAUUUAUGUCUGCCCUCUAUAUAGUUUAGUGGAAGCAAGAUUUAAGCAUGCUGUUUCCUGGCAGUGGAUGUGGCAUAUCACCAAUUUAUCAAGUUUAUAAAUUAUUACCUCAGUUUAACGGGAUUCACUUACAUGUAAUAACUUAGUCAAUGAUAAUUGAUGUGCAUGCAUAUUAGUUUAGUACAUGUUAUUUCCAUGUACAUAUAUCAUGUAUAAAUAUCAUUUGGUCCUGUCCCUUCAAUUUUGGCUAUUGACUUUGAUACUGUUCUUAGUUUAGAUGUUAAAGUUUGUGAUUAUAGGUUAUAGUUUAAGUGACAGCACUAUACAUGUACAUAUAAUGGUAAGUUGGUAUGAAGUUGUAUCAGCAUUUACACAUCUAAUAUUCUUGAAGAUCAUUAGACUUUUCCACCUCAAUCAUGGUCUAUUUGUUGACUUUGAAAAUUUUGAAUAGUUUUAAUGUUUCAAGUUUGUGAUAUGGGGAUUAUGUUAGUUAGCAGAGGGGGGGCAGGUGUCCAGUGCCCCGUAUUUAUGUUGGAAAAAAUUGUUUGAAAAUAAAAGGAAUCACCGAAGCAUGACAGGAGUAGGCCCCCUCUUAAGCAGUCAGUGCCCCUCCUAUUAUGAAAAUUUCUACAUCUGCACCUGAGAAGAUCCACUUACGGUAAUUGAAUGAAAUUUUGGUCACAUCUAUGCAUUUGUAUUAGCAAAAGCCUACAGCAUUUCUAGGGAAAUUAUAAUAUAUGGUCCUGUCCCUAAGUCAUAGUUUAUUUACUAAUUAUUACUUUUGUAAUUAAUUUUUGAAAACUUUACAUGUC
Mytilus trossulus (common blue mussel) is the source of this 2783-nucleotide messenger RNA. RefSeq names its product ankyrin repeat and SOCS box protein 8-like. The record is from RefSeq and is a predicted model, not a curated record. The coding region runs from base 124 to 987 and encodes 287 amino acids. Gene Ontology annotation, biological process: intracellular signal transduction. Gene Ontology annotation, cellular component: cytoplasm; nucleus. The transcript has 3 exons. Lineage: Eukaryota; Metazoa; Mollusca; Bivalvia; Mytilida; Mytilidae. Gene Ontology annotation, molecular function: protein binding.